Messenger RNA from Aureobasidium musti, 990 nucleotides. Lineage: Eukaryota; Fungi; Ascomycota; Dothideomycetes; Dothideales; Saccotheciaceae. The record is from the annotation of a GenBank genome assembly.
AUGCCGCCUGCUCGAAAGCGUCGCGCUCCAGCCAACGAGGACCCAGACGACUCAGACGCAGACGUUAGACCACCACAACGACGUAGAGUGUCCGAUCCCGACGAAGAAGAUUAUGCUGGCGGCGAAGCGAGCGCUACCCAAGGCGAUGGCAACUUUGAAGCAAUGGUCAAGAACAUGGUCCGUCUAGCUCUGGCAUCUGAAUACUCUCGAACAACCAUCAAACGCAACGACAUCACUGCCAAAGUUCUUGGUACGAAUGCUCGACAAUUCAAAGCGGUCUUCAACGAAGCCCAAACCCAAUUGCGAGGAACCUUUGGCAUGGAGAUGACCGAACUGCCGGCANAAGAGAAAGUCACCUUGGCUCAACGCAGAGCGGCCCAGAAAUCCCAGACUUCGCAGAAGAGUACUUCAACUUGGAUCUUGACAUCGGUACUGCCUGAGAGAUUCCGUCAACCUGAGAUACUGCCUCCGUCACAAGCGCCAACCUCUGAACUCGAAUCCCAGUAUACGGGACUAUACACGUUCGUCGUGUCAGUCAUCUACCUGAACGGCGGUAUGCUACCAGAUGGCAAGUUAGAACGCUAUCUCAAGAGAGUGAAUGUGGAGGACGCAGCGGCGCAGAACAGUAUCAACAUCAUGGCCACUGGAGGAGACAAGACGGAAAAGCUGCUCAAACGCAUGGAAAAAGAUGGUUAUGUUUUCAGGGUUCGCGACAACUCAAGUGGAGAAGAGACGGUCGAAUGGUACGUCGGACCUCGUGGUAAAACAGAAAUCGGCGACAGUGGAGUCAGAGGAAUGGUUAAGCAGGUCUGUGGGGAGGUGGAAGAUCCAGCGGAGCUUGAAAGAGCGCUAGAACGCAGUCUUGGUGCCAAUGAGGUGCCCAAGAGAAGAGAAGAACAGGCGGCACAAUCCCAGAGAAAGGGAAGACGUCGCAGAACAGAGGCACGGGAUGAAGGUGACAGCGGCGAUGAAAGCAGCGACUCGAAUUGA